Messenger RNA from Theobroma umbraticum, 683 nucleotides. Its product is annotated as RNA pseudouridine synthase 7-like. Gene Ontology annotation, biological process: enzyme-directed rRNA pseudouridine synthesis. Gene Ontology annotation, molecular function: pseudouridine synthase activity. The record is from RefSeq and is a predicted model, not a curated record. NCBI's taxonomy places the organism in Eukaryota, Viridiplantae, Streptophyta, Magnoliopsida, Malvales, Malvaceae.
AUGGCUCCACGUCUUUGUCUUUACUCUUCUAGUACGCCGUCGUUUAGGUCUAGUUCCCCCGACUCUUCGUUUUUGUCUACUUUUCGAGCGUGGAAUAAUUCAAAAAUAAUCCCAGCCGAAGAACGGAAAGAAAGCCAUGAAAGUAGGAGAGGAAAAGGAGAAGAAGAAGAAGAAAAAGAGGAAGAGAAAAACAAAAAGAAGAUACAGAUUGUUUGGCAAACUCCAGCUCAUCCUGCUCAUGAAGACGAUUAUAUUUUUCACAACGGGAAGCGCCAAGUAAGACCGUACUACUUCGAGUGCGUAUCUCAUGUUAAUGAGCGAUGGGAGGGAAAAACAAUCGUGGAUUUGUUCACUCAAGAAUUUAGAGGGCGACCUAAUGAUUACUAUGUUAGUGCUGUCAAAUGUGGACGUAUACAAGUUGACGGAGAGAAUAUACCUGUUUCAUGCAUAGUUGAUCGAUGUCAGAAGAUAAGCCACUUUGUACACAGCAAAGGUUGUAGGCAUGAACCACCAGUGAUGGCUUGGGAUGUUGCAAUUCUUCAAGAUGAACCUGAUGUACUGACGGUUUGCAAACCAGCAUCUGUCCCUGAACGUCUUUGGAGAAGCGUAUUUCUUUUGACAUUAUGAGUAUGUAUGGUUGUCGGGGGUGUUUCAAUAAUAUGCUUAUUCAUUGGAUGAUGAGA